Molecule: messenger RNA, 3897 nt
Organism: Mobula hypostoma (lesser devil ray)
Lineage: Eukaryota; Metazoa; Chordata; Chondrichthyes; Myliobatiformes; Myliobatidae
Gene: umps
Product: uridine monophosphate synthetase
Exons: 6
Coding region: 17-1465 (482 amino acids)
Biological process (GO): 'de novo' pyrimidine nucleobase biosynthetic process; 'de novo' UMP biosynthetic process
Molecular function (GO): orotate phosphoribosyltransferase activity; orotidine-5'-phosphate decarboxylase activity
Source: RefSeq, a predicted model, not a curated record
UGCCAACGCCGGCAGCAUGGAGUCGCUGGUAUCUGAGCUGCAUGCGAUUCAGGCCGUGAAGUUCGGCAGUUUCGAGCUAAAGAGUGGCAUAUUGUCGCCUGUUUACUUCGAUUUGAGAGUCAUUGUGUCCCACCCAGCUCUCAUGAACCAGGUUUCUGAUCUCUUGUGGCAAACCGCAAACUGUGCUGGAAUCAAAUACAGUUCCAUUUGUGGUGUUCCGUACACCGCUUUACCUCUUGCGACUAUUAUCUGUUCUACCAAAGGAAUUCCCAUGCUUAUUCGUCGAAAGGAGGCCAAGGAUUAUGGUACAAAGCGCAUAGUAGAAGGCAUUUUUAUCCCGGAAGAAACCUGUCUUAUUGUUGAGGAUGUUGUCACAAGUGGUUCUAGUGUCUUGGAGACUGCACAAGUUCUUCGUCAGGAAGGAUUAAAAGUCACUGAUGCGGUGGUGUUGUUGGACCGAGAGCAAGGAGGAGCCGCCAGAUUAGAAAAGGAAGGGAUACGUUUACACUCUGUCUGUUCCUUAUCCAGGUUAUUAGAGAUUCUAUACAAACAAGGCAAACUUGAUUUUGACAUGGUAGAAAAUGUCAAAACAUUCAUCAAAACAAAUUCUUAUGUACCAGUGAAAGAAAUGAUAAAUGGUUCAGCAAAACAACUCAACAACCAGUCAAAUGUAAAAACACACUUUAAAGCAAUCAGUUAUGGUGCUCGCGCUCAGCUUCCUGAGAUUCAUCCAAUCACAGCCCAACUUUUUAACAUCAUGGAAAAGAAACAAACAAAUUUGUGUCUGGCUGCUGAUGUUACAGACUCCAAAGAAUUACUGCAGCUGGCUGAUUCAGUUGGUAACGAGAUCUGCAUCUUGAAAACACAUGUUGAUAUAUUGAAUGAUUUUAACGAAGAAGCCUUCAAAGAGCUCAGAGCCAUUGCCAACAUGCAUGAAUUUUUGAUAUUUGAAGACCGAAAAUUUGCAGAUAUUGGAAACACUGUUAAGCACCAGUAUGAAGGUGGAGUAUACAAAAUCGCUCAGUGGUCUGACUUUGUGAAUGCUCAUGUGGUUCCUGGCCCUGGAGUAAUAAAAGGACUAAAAGAAGUUGGCAUACCUCUGAAACGAGGCUGUUUGCUGAUUGCAGAAAUGAGCUCUGAGGGUUCCCUAGCUACAGGGAACUACACCAAAGCAGCUGUAAAACUGGCUGAAGAACAUGCUGACUUUGUAAUUGGGUUUAUAUCUAGCUCAAACAUCAGCAGCAGAUCAGAAUUUAUACACAUGACUCCAGGAGUCCAGAUGCAGAUUGGAGCCGAUGAUCUGGGCCAACAGUAUCUGAGUCCCGAAGAGGUGAUCAAUAAAAGGGGAUCUGAUGUCAUCAUUGUGGGUCGAGGAAUCCUGUCUGCAAAGGAUCGUAUGGAAGCUGCAAGAAUGUAUAAAAAAGCUGGAUGGGAAGCUUACCUGAAUAGGUUAAUGGUCCAUUAAGAAUUGAAAGUUUGAUCAAAAACACAAUAUUACUGAAUUUGUUUACGAAAUCUGAAAAUCAAUUUUUUUCGUUUUCAUACAAGUAUUCAAUCUAUUUUUAAAUAAAAACUGAGUGAUAUUAAGAGAACCUCGCUCAUCUUCAUAAUAUCCAAUUCUGGAAAAUUGGGAAAUAAUUCCUCACGCUCGUGGUAUUAGAACGUAAUAUUUAGAGGAAUUUAGCCUUUUAUACUUGUUCACAGGAUGGUUUUCCAUCUCGGCAUCAUUUUCCAGUACUAUUCCAUAUUACUUUGAUUCCCUACAAAUCCACAAAUCUGUCAGUUCUUGUUUUGAAUGAACCUAAUGAUUCCACCUCCAUAGGCCUUUGAAGGAAGAACUUUCUGGCAUCUCUGUCUUAAAUGCUCUACCUCUUAUUCAGAUACUUUUACCCCAAUUCCAGGCACCUAAGCCAUGGAAAUGGCUCCACAUCCACUUUGUUAAGUCUUGUGAGAAUUUUGUAAGAUUCACUGAGAUCACUUGUCAUUCUUGUUGUGCACCAAUCCCAUCAUCUCAGUUGGUGCUAUGUAGGUUUAAUGUAAAAUGUCCUGUUUCUAGUUAGGAGAUCAAAAGUUACACACUAUUCCAGAUGUGGCCUUAAUGCAGUCAUAUCUGGUUUUGGUGAAACAUCUGUACUGAACUUUUUUUAUUUCAGAUAUUUUGGAUUCAGAUUUAUUUAUCAUAUGUACAUAGAAACUGUGGAAUGUGUUGUUCAUGUUAACUACCAACAUCCCUAAGGAUGUGCUGGGGCCACCCGCCACCACCAUAACAUGCUCUUGUAAUAACUGCCAAAUACUACUUGCCAUCCUAAAUUGUUUGCUUCAUCUGCAUAACAACACCCCUGUCCAUGGAAAAUCCUCAGUAUUUCAUAUUCUUAAAAGCCAUACUGUUUUUUGUGGUCCGAAGUGAAUGACUAUGUUUUCAUAUUAUCUUACAAUUACUAUGGUUCUGACACUUAGUACAUUCGAGAUGUUGGUGUUUUCCUAACUGCUGUCCACUUUAAAAUGCAAUCUGUAUUUCUACGUGCAGAAACUGCUAGCUAACAAAGAAGAGAGCAGGACUUGGUGUUCAUGAAACAGAUUGAACUAUGCUUCUGUUAUUUUCUGUUACAAGUUGUCAGAGCAAGAUGAGUGACACUUCUAUAAAAUUUUCAAAUUCAAAAUGUUUUAUUUAUUUUUAUUGUUCACAACCAACAAUUCCCUUAGAAUGUCCCAACUUUUUAUUUCUGAAACAACAAUGAUCAUUCAGUAUCGAAUUAAUAGUUUGUUCAUGUCUUUUGCGUGUACAGUAGCUUUUGCUACUUAUAAGCUGAAGCGAUGUUACAGCAGCAGUAAUCUUCCUGUAAUUGGCAUCAGAUAUUCCACUGCACAAAUACAUUGUUAUAAAGGCAAGACCAAAGAUGUAAGAAGUUGCUGCCUAGAAUUUGUGGGAGUUUUACAAUUUGUAUACAAAAACGGUUACAUUUUUCCAUUCUUCUCACCAUGUGUCAGUUUGUGUAAAUAAAUUAUCAAGGCUGCUGGUUCGGAACAUAGAAGAUAGAAUGGUACAGCACAGAACAGGCCCUUCGGCCCACAGUGUUGUACUAAACCAGCUAAAGAAAAUCAAAAAUCCCCAUUUCCUACCUACAUGAUAUCCAUAUCCCUCCAUCUUUCUCAUAUUCAUGUGCAUAUCUAAAUAUGUCUAAAGCCUCUUAAGGUAUUUGCCUCUACCACCAUACCAGGCAGCUGCAUUCCAGGCAUCCACCUCUCUCUGAGUAAAAAAAACUUACCCCUCACAUCCCUUGUAAACCUACGCCCUCUUAACUUCAAUGCAUGCUGUCUGGUGCUAGACAUUUCUAUCCUGGGAACAAGAUACUCCCUGUCAAUCUAUGCCUGUCAAACUUAUAAACCUCUAUCAGAUCUCCCCUUAGCCUCCACCGCUCCAAAAAAACCAACCUAAGUUUGUCCAGCCUCUCGUGAUAGCACAUGUCCUCUAAACCAGGCAGCAUCAUGGUAAACCUCUUCUGCACCCCCUCCAAAGUCUCAACAUCCUUCCUAUAGUGGGGCGACCAGAACUGUGUGCAAAACUCCAGAUGAGCAGAGCUUUAUAAAGUUACAACAUAACCUCCGGACUUGAAUUCAAUGCCUUGGGUAAUAGAGGCAAGCAUUCCAUAAGCAUCCUAGAGCUUGAUACAGAACACUGCAGGGCUAGAAAGAAGAUUUGCUCAUAACAGAACUGAAAAUCUUGAAGGUGUUCUUUGUGUCAAAGAAAUUGUAUACAUUUUCAACUUCUGUCAUUAUAAUGCACAACUCUGUGCAUUUUGAAGAUGGACAAUUAUGUAAACUCAUUACCUGCUAAUUGUACCAAGUUGCAGUAAGAAUGCUGUACUGUGUUACUGAUUGAUAAAUAAAAUUACUGCU